AUGACUUCUCUCCAAAUUCGCACAUUGCUCACACCGCCAGAUGUAAAACAGGCUCACAACAAGACUGUUUUAUACCUCAACAAUAGUUUCAAAUCCUUUGACGACCUCGAAGGGCUCGAAAAUGUCGUUGAAGAAGCCCAACAGCAAGAUGAGCUGCUUCAGGCGAAGCUUGCAAAUUCACAAGAGGCUAUCGACAAGCUGUUAUCUCAAACGCGUGAAGCAGCCUUGACACACUCCAAUACGGCGCAGGACCUUUCGCUGCAACGUCACUCCCUUGCGGAUGAAUUGUCGUACCUCUCCGACAAACUCACCUCGGCCUACUCGGAGGAGAACGAAGGUCCAACGCUGCUAGAAGACAUCGAGACUCUGCAUCGCAAUCUGAAGGAAUUGGAGAGUGUCAAAGGUUAUGUGCAGGUCAUUCACCACGCGCUGAAGCUUAGCGAAUCGGCCUGCCAGCAAGUGCGCGACAUCUCUGCCACAGACACCUUGUCGCAAUCUUCCGUGACCGAAUACCAAGCCCUCCAACAAUUCGUGCUCAAAGUUUCCACCGCGGUUUCGGGUGUUGAAGAUGUUGUCGGAAACCAGACUUUACAUCUGUUGACGUUCUUGGAAAAAAUACGCGAUAAAUGCUGGGCGGACAUCAAAGGAGUUCUAUCCAGCACGCUGCUGGUUGCUUCCGAGAAGCUUGGGUGGCCAAUGCCUGUUAAUUACGUUGCUGCGUCUUCACAGGACAGAAAAACAUUCGAAAAGGCUUUCCAAGAUUUGUUGCGAUUGCAGUCUUUCGGCGAAAAAAAUUCGCCCUCCAGCAAAUCCCAAGGAGAGCCAAUUUCCAUGCGCUUCAAAUACCACUUCGAAGGUUCUCGGGAAACAAAUAGGAUUGACAAACCCGAGUGGUAUUUUACGCAUAUCCAAAAUGUCAUCCACGAGCACCAACCCUUCAUGGACGCGGUAAUUCAGCCUCUGCUAGCUGCCACUGACUACGGCAACAUUGUUGCACAGAGAGAAUUCACGCUUCUUCUUUUCCCUUUGCUGUCGCGAAAGUUGCGACGAUCGAUGCCAUCCCUCCUUCCUCGUCCACCGCUCCUUGCGCACACAAUUUAUCAAGCGUUGCUCUUCGAUGCAGCAGUUCGAGAAGAGCACUUUAAUCUUGCAGGAACAUCAGCAAGCCAAUCGGGCAAGUCGGACGACGGAGACAAAUGGGACGGAAUAAGCGAAAUUAUCUUGGGUCAGGAAGAAUGGUUCUCUGUCUGGCUUUCUGGCGAAAAGCAGUUUGCUGAAAAUCAGUACAACGAAAUCAUCUCCGCUACCGAUGCCUGGCAUAUUGCUGAAGAUGAGGGCGAAGCUGACUUGCCACAUACUGAUUUGCGGUCCACGGCCUCAGCGAGACGACUUAAAGCGCUUGUAGAACAAGUUACUGAUCGAUAUUCCCCUCUUCCUCAAUUCGCCCAUCGAACCCGUUUCUUGAUCAGUGUCCAAAUUCCACUGCUAGAAAACUACUAUGGCCGGAUUCUUUCAUCAUUGGAUGCAUUCGAAACGCUUUCGUCGGCGUUUGUUCGUGCAGUGCCUGGCGCGUUGGCUGUUAGUCUGGGUGGUCGAGAUGAGACCUCAGUCAAGGUCGAUGCACGGCGACUUACGGCUGGUGUUGAAGGAGUUCAACGGCUAUGUAAAGCCUGGCUAAGCUCGCGGUACAUGGAAUCAGCCAUGGAAGGCUGGGGAGAUGAACUGUUCUUCUUGGAGCUUUGGACGGAAAUUUCACGACGGGCGGCUUUGCGGGCCCAAGCGCAAGUGGUCGCAUCUUUACCUGAUCCUCGCCCCAGCAACUCCGCAGCUCCACAAGAGACGGUAUUCGAGGAACUCGUUAGUCUGUAUCGGAAAUUGAUGGAGAGGGCUGAGGAGAUGAUCGUCCAACAAGUAUGUGGGGAAAUAGAAAGUGGCCUAAAAGCACAUUUUUCGGCAACCACAACACCAAACCCAAACCGUCCGCCCUCUGAAGACAUUGCGUUAUCCCAAACACUUUUGGGCCCGAUCUCGCUCCUCUCCACUCAUUUAGGCUACCUCCGAACAACGCUACCUGGCAGCACCUUGACUUCCAUUUACCGCCGGAUUGCUAGCCGCCUUGCGGAAUACAUACUGCAGCGGCAAAUUCUGUACCGCGGCCAACUGACGCGUCAUGAAGGUAGAUCGAUAGCGGCGGAAUGCCAUUUGUGGGUCGAAACCUGUCAGACGGGAUUGGGUGGCGCUCUUGGUGGCGGACGUGCUCGUGUUGAGCGACCAUGGCUUAAACUAUUACAAGCAGGCCGAUUGUUAGGACUGGAAGGUGACAGCUGGGACAAGGCUCGAGAUGCAACGUUUGGGGCCCGCAGCGCAGAUGAAUGGGAAGAGUUGAUGCUGGACCUUACCGGGGCGAGUCAACUAACGUUGGAGGAGGUGCAGCGUAUCGUUAGGAAUGUGAACGAGUAA
Mycena indigotica is the source of this 2460-nucleotide messenger RNA. RefSeq lists its product as uncharacterized. Gene Ontology annotation, cellular component: Dsl1/NZR complex. The transcript is spliced from 12 exons. Gene Ontology annotation, biological process: regulation of ER to Golgi vesicle-mediated transport; endoplasmic reticulum to Golgi vesicle-mediated transport; retrograde vesicle-mediated transport, Golgi to endoplasmic reticulum. The coding region runs from base 1 to 2460 and encodes 819 amino acids. NCBI's taxonomy places the organism in Eukaryota, Fungi, Basidiomycota, Agaricomycetes, Agaricales, Mycenaceae. The record is from RefSeq and is a predicted model, not a curated record.